GCAGGGGGCGUAUAUGUUGAAUGUGUCACCUACGCAGGGAUAUCCCAACGACCAGUAGUAUCAUAAACUUGCAUAUAGUGAAAGGGAGUACUGGUGUGAUCGUCCGUGCUAGUACAAAGAUAGAGAAGAUGUCAACCUAUCGUAUAGGAAAAAUUUGUCAGCGUUCCAGCGUCCUAUUCCUAUGUGAUCUACAAGAGAAAUUCCGCCAAAGUAUAGUCUUCUUUCCACAGAUUGUAUCUGUUGCUGCUCGAAUGCUACAGGCUGCAAGGAUAUUGGAAAUACCAGUUAUUGUAACAGAGCAAUACCCAAAAGGCCUUGGACCCACAGUGCCAGAGCUUGGAGUGGAAGGAUUGCAGAAGUACUCAAAGACCUGCUUUAGCAUGCUGACUCCUGAAGUGAGGGAGGCACUUCAGCCAAUUCCGAACCUGCGAUCUGUUAUACUCUGUGGGAUUGAGACGCAAGCUUGCAUCAUGAGUACCACACUAGACCUCCUAGAUAAGGGUAUUGAUGUCCAUGUUAUUGCAGAUGCCUGCUCAUCUCGAAGCCAGGUGGAUCGUCUUAUUGCCCUGUCACGAAUGAGGCAAAGUGGAGCAUUUCUAACUACCAGCGAAGGAGUCAUGUUGCAACUGCUUCAGGAUGCUUCCCAUCCAAAAUUUAGAGAGGUCCAGAAGCUCUUAAAGGAGCCAGCACCCGACAGUGGCCUUCUAUCGUUUUUUCAAGGCCAAAAUCCCAUAUUUUGAUGAUAAUCUGUGCCUCUGUGGUCAGCUACUCCAUUUUAUAUUUCCUAGAAACCAUACUGAUUGGCUUACUAAAAUAAAACUGAAAAUAUCUAUGCAACUGAUAAACACAUUGCAUUCAAUGCACCUUUUCUCAUUAAAAUAGUUUAAUGUGCUUUA
This is a messenger RNA of Spea bombifrons (plains spadefoot toad), 896 nucleotides long. It is a transcript of the gene ISOC2, whose product is annotated as isochorismatase domain containing 2. Gene Ontology annotation, cellular component: cytoplasm. The transcript is spliced from 6 exons. The record is from RefSeq and is a predicted model, not a curated record. The coding region runs from base 21 to 740 and encodes 239 amino acids. Lineage: Eukaryota; Metazoa; Chordata; Amphibia; Anura; Pelobatidae.